This is a messenger RNA of Harpia harpyja (harpy eagle), 7271 nucleotides long. It is a transcript of the gene SPHKAP, whose product is annotated as SPHK1 interactor, AKAP domain containing. The transcript has 12 exons. NCBI's taxonomy places the organism in Eukaryota, Metazoa, Chordata, Aves, Accipitriformes, Accipitridae. Gene Ontology annotation, molecular function: protein kinase A binding. Gene Ontology annotation, cellular component: cytoplasm. The record is from RefSeq and is a predicted model, not a curated record. The coding region runs from base 53 to 5170 and encodes 1705 amino acids.
UGGAGCGGAGGGUCCCGCUGCCGCUGCCGCUGCCGCCGCCUCCGCGCCCGCCAUGGCCGGCCGCCCCCGGCCCGCCGCCGAGCCCGGCCGCCCGCCGCCCGCCGCGCCCAGCAACUUUGAAUCUCCACUGAUGCAUGAAGUCCCAGAGCACCAAGGCAGCAGCACAAACAGUUCGGCAAGCAGUUUGGGAAGCUCUGUCACAGCAUGUAAGAAGAUUCUCUGCAGUAACAGUCUGCUAGAAUCAACAGACUACUGGCUGCAGAAUCAGAGGACACCAUGCCAAAUUGGCUUUCUGGAAGACAAGUCAGAAAGCAACUGUGCCUCAGUUUGUUUUGUGAAUUUAGAUGCAAACAGAGAUGACUGCAGCGAUGAGCAAGUGAAACAGAGGUUGAUCAGCGUCUCUCCAAAUCUCCCCAAACUCAUCAGUUCGAUGAACGUACAGCCACCAAAGGAAAAUGAAAUAGUCCUGCUGAGUGGAUUAGCAUCAGGAAACCUUCAGGCUGAUUAUGAAGUUCCCCAGUGUCCUUGGCUGGCAGAUGUCUGCUUGGUUCAAUGUGCGAGGGGGGACAGGAAAAACAGCGCAAGCUGCAUCAUUUUUGAAAUAAACAAGUUUCUGAUUGGACUUGAGCUCGUUCAGGAAAGGCAGCUGCAGAUAGAAGCGCAUGUCUUAAAGCCUGAGGAUGACACAAACUGCUCAGUGUCUUCAAUAGAAGAAGAUUUCCUCACAGCAUCUGAGCACCUUGAGGAUGACAACGAGGGUGAUGAAUAUAAAACUGGUCAUGAAAAAGUAAGUGUUUCAGAAGCAUCUUCAGAUGUCAAAAAAAAUAAAGGAAAGGGAUUUGAAAAUCUCCACUACAGAAAAGCCAGGUUGCCAUGCAUUCUUGAAGGGAACUGCAUUAAUAAAGAUAAUGCAGCUACUAGAGUCUCUGAAGCUGUGAAUGUUGUGGCUGAAGAUGGCAUCUUACAACCUGAAGAUAAGUCAGACCAGGAAAUACUGUGGCAGAAGGAAUUAGCUCGAAGAGCUACUUCAUCCUUUAGUACUACUAAUUUGACUGGCGAGGUUGAAAUUUCCUGCUCAGCGCACAUGUUAGAAGAUGUACCUUUAACCAAAAUGGCUAAAGAGGAGCUGGGGCCUCUGUAUGACCCAACAGGAAAACACAGCAGUAAGACAGAUGGAGAGGAUUGUGCAAGUAUCAGGAAAACUGAUCCUCCCUUGCAAAAUGAGCAGGCAACUACAGGUCAGUAUGCCACAAAUUUAGCAGAAUCUGUUCUGCAAGAUGCGUUCAUUAGACUAUCACAGUCUCAACCCACUUUUAGUGAGGAGGCUGCAGUCAGCAUCUCCGUAGGAAGCUCCUGUAAGUCAGAAGACGUAUCUGCUUACCGAUCGUGGAAUGAACUUCCGAAGAUCGUCAUAGUGCAAAGUCCAGACAGUUCUGAGAAUGUAUCUGACUGGCCAGGGUCUGCGUUCCCCAACCUGUGCCACUGGACUGAAUCAGGAAGUUCCGCUGAAGUUUCGGAUUACUUUGAGGAAGAACAUUCAAACGGACACAGCCAGAGCGCACUGGAAGUGGCGCUGGCUUGUGCAGCCACUGUUAUUGGAACCAUUUCCAGUCCCCAGGCUGCAGAAAAAUUCAGAGGGGAUCAAGAAGCCACAGACUCUAAAAGCGGAACGGUUGAUAGUGAGGACCUACACACAGCAUCUUCACAGCUACUUGAUGACUGUGCUAGCACAGAAUAUUCAUUUCCAUCUGCACUGUGUGGCAUGACUCAAGUAGCAAGUGCUGUAGCUGUCUGUGGUCUGGGGGAAACAAAGGAAGAGAAGUACCCUGCAACUUCGAGCGGACUUCUGUCUGCUGCUCAGACUUCUGCAGCCAUUACUCUUCAUUGUAGCAUAGCUAUAGGAAGCAGCAUGGAGAAACUAAAUGAUAGCAUUGCAGAAGCACUUCUCAAAGAGGCAUCAAUAAUUUUGACAAAACCCAACACAUACAAAAACGUAGGGCAUUUUAUGGAAACCAUAAAUGGAAAAAUUAUUGAAACAGCAGCAAGGCCACGGAUUCCACACACUGAUGAAGUAAUCAGGGAUGAACUUGCACAAAACUUAUCCAAUAUUAUUCUACGACAUUCUAUUGAAGAGGUUAGGAAGAAGAGACAGCUACACCCCUGUUCAGAAAACAGCUCAAGUACGCAAGACAUUUUCAUGGACACUGCAAACGAGUUGCUUUUUAACAUAAUGUAUUUCACUUUCAAGAAGAUGAAUGACAUAAGACAAGUUGAAGAGUGUUCUCCCCUCUUUUCUGAGGGCACAAAAGUAGAGAAAGUAACAAGAGCAGAAGGAUGGUCAACACAGGCAACUGCAUGUGAAACUCCACGCAGCCCCCUUGAUCACUCUGCUGUUCAGCCAUUUGGUACAUCCUACAGCACUAGGGCUAGCAAAGAUCUUGGAAAUGUCACAAACACUAGGAAAAGUAAUGUGAAAGAUGUAAAUAGCAAGGAAAGUGCCACACUGAAUUCAGAACCAACAAGUAGAGCUACAGGGCAUAACACGCUUGUUGCAAAAACAUCUCCCAAGAAAAGAUACCUGAAAAGAACCACACGAGACUGUUACAAAUCCCCAAAUCAGAGUAACAAUCAUCAUCAGAAGAAAGACUACAGAUCAUUUUCAGACAGAGAAAAUACCUUUGCAAACAAUGAAUGCAGGCAUGGUGUUCAAGAACGGCUGUCUUCCAGUGCCACCAUAAAUGCAGAAAACCAGGCCAAGCAUAAGUGUGAUGCUGUGCUAAAUAAUGAUGUUCAGGUUAGCUUGUCUUUAUUAGGAAAUCAAGUCUUGCUUCCUUCUCAGCCUGUGCUUCAGGUGAAACAUUCAAGGGACAAAUAUUGUAUAACAGAUUUUGCAGAAGAAUUGGCAGAAACAGUUGUCUCCAUGGCAACAGAAAUAGCUGCCAUUUGUCUUGAAAAUUCAAAUGGAAAGCAACCCUGGUUCUGUGCAUGGAAGAGAGGCAAUGAAUAUCUGGUGACCCAGAGCUUAUCAUGCAGAACCAUGAAAAGGAAAAAGGAAACCCACGCUAAUGGUUCAGUUGUUCGGAAGCACAGGGCACCUAGACUUAGUGAGAUAAAAAGAAAAACAGAUGAGCAUCCUGAGCUAAAGGAAAGGUUGAUGAAUCGAGUAGUAGAUGAAUCCAUAAACCUUGAGGACACACCAGAUUCAGUCAGUAUCUUUGCAAAUGAAGUGGCUGCCAAGAUCAUGAACCUCACCGAACUCUCCAUGGUUGAUAGCAUCUGGCAAGGUCCAAACCAUCCCAGGAAUAGGCUGCACUGUGAAAGAUGGAGCCGAGCCAAGGCCUCAAGCUGUGAGAGCAUACCAGAGGAGGACUCAGAUUCGAAAGCCUCUUUCAACACCCUAGGCCUAAUGAACACCUUUGGUCAGCCUGUGAGCCAGACAAGUUCUGUCUCAAAGCAGUCUAGUUGUGAAAGUAUUACAGAUGAAUUUUCAAGAUUUAUGGUGAACCAGAUGGAAAAUGAAGGAAGAGGUUUUGAUUUAUUACUGGAUUACUAUGCAGGAAAAAAUGCAAACAACAUCUUAACUUCUGCUUUGGAACAGGUAGCCAAGAAAAACGGUCACCUUAAUGUAAGACCAAGUUGCCCAUCCAAACAGUCCAGCACAGAAAGUAUAACAGAAGAAUUUUAUAGGUAUAUGCUAAGAGAAAUAGAAAAGGAAAAUAAAGAUAACAUAUCUUCACCUCAGAAUUCAAAGGACUGGUGUGGCAAUUUGCUGCCACCCUCUCUACGAUCACCUUUUUGCUUUAGGCAAUCAUCAAUGCCUGACAGCAGAUCAUCGGGCUCUAGGCUAACAGUUAAUGUUCCAGUUAAGGCAAAUUCAUUAGAUGGAUUUGCCCACCAUCACCAAGAUUCCUUAAGUGUACAGCCAGUCAGUACUGUGGCUUCUUCAGGUCUUUGCAAGUCUGACUCAUGCCUGUACCAAAGAUGCAAGACUGACCAGAUAACAGAUAUGUUGAUUCAUGAGACGUGGGCAAGUUCUAUUGAAUCUCUAAUGCGCAAGAACAAAAUCAUAGCAGGUGAGGCAGAGGCUGCAGAGGCAGACCAAUUUCACAGUGAUUCCCCACCACACGUGGAACAAUAUGCAAACAGACUGGCUGCAAAUAUUGUCGAAAGUGGUAAAAAUUUAACUGUUGUCCAGCAGGAUUCCUUUGAUUAUACAAGCCAAGCUCAUGUGCUGGAAAGCAAACAUCCCCAAAGGGCAACUCGGAUUAAAUCAAAACCCAAAAGGGAUGGAGUAAAUUUGGAUGAGGAAAAAGAGCAUACGAAGAGCCCUGGAUGCCUCCCUGCAGGUCAGCACAGGGAAGUGCCUUUAAUUCAGAUAGAAACCGAUCAACGAGAUGAGACAGGUAAAGACUUGGAGUCCUUAACUUCAUGUGGCCCUUCUGAAAAGGAGCAUCAAAGCAAAGAAAAGCCUCCAGAAGCUUUUGGUGGGAAACACAUGGUUUCCAGUUCCCUGCAAAAUAGCAACAGUCCUCAGAGCAGACCAGAUGCUGAAAUCACAGGAGAGACAAAAACAGCUGAAGAAUUUCCAAACCAUCUCAGCAGCAGUGAAGAAAGCACUGGCAGCUGGUCCCAGCUAGCUAACGAUGAGGACAAUCCUGAUGACACAAGUAGCUACUUACAACUCAGCGAGCGAUCCCUGAGCAAUGGCAACAGCAGUACAACUAGCAGUCUUGGCAUUAUGGACCUGGAAAUUUAUCAGGAGAACGUGCCAUCUUCUCCUAUGAUUAAUGAAUUAGUAGAAGAAAAGGUUUUCCUUAAAGAACAGACAGAAAAUACAGAGGAAAGUACUUCUGGGCUUUCAGUGGGAACAGCUAAUUGUCAAAAGGACCUGCUGGUAAUAAACUUUGAUCUGGAACCAGAGUGCCCCGAUGCGGAGCUGCGAGCCACCCUGCAGUGGAUAGCCGCUUCUGAACUUGGAAUUCCAACCAUCUAUUUUAAGAAAUCUCAGGAAAACAGAAUUGAAAAGUUUUUAGAUGUUGUGCAAUUAGUUCAACGGAAGUCCUGGAAGGUGGGGGAUAUCUUUCAUGCCGUGGUGCAGUACUGCAAGCUCAGUGAGGAAGGCAGAGAGAUGACACCAAGUCUGUUUGAUUGGCUUCUUGAAUUGGGUUAAGAAAGUUCACCUGUUCAGCAUUUUUGUUUUAUUCCAGUUUAAAUAAGCAGUAGUUUGUGUAAUGCUCCGAUUUCUGAACAUCACUGAAUAAAAUGAGCAACAACAUACAAACUCUACAGAAACAGCACACGUCCGUUCCACAACUGAACAAGGAGCAAAGUGAAACCAAGGUGUAUUGUAUCUUUCUGUAUCAUGAGGGACUCUUCACGUAUUGUGCUAUAGGAUGUACUGUACUAGGAGGGGAUGGAUUUUUAGCCUUCUGAAUGAGGGGACUACACAGUAAAAGCUUAAAUUAUCUAAUAUGUUCCAUUUUAUUCAGUUUGAUUAAAUCAAUCAGCUAAAAUGGGAUAGUACACUAACAUUCAGUUUUAAAACACCAAUAUUUGUACAGUUUAACUAUUAGAACUAGAGUUUGUUCCAGGAUGGCUGGAGACACUCACGUCCCUAGAUAAAGAAUUGAUCUUUUUUUUUUUUUUAAAUCCCCAUAGUCUGUUAAGGGGCAAAAAAAAACCCCCAAAAAACCCACACCCAAACUUUUGAACACUUAACACCUUUGCAGCUAGACAAUACAAUAAAAAGCUGCUGAAAACACAUUUUAGUUUCUUUCCAUGUGAUUAUUUCUCUUCCAUAGCUGUUCCUGAUUCCUGUCUUCUUCUCAAGGAAAUAAAAUCUAAACUCUCAGUUACUACCCUUAAAAACUUCAUUCCUUUUCACUUGAAGGCAAUGCAGUUCAGUCUAGCUACACCUGGCAUAUCCCUGAACACAGCUCUGCAAGUCAGGGCAGCAGGUUUCUAAUCCUGUCCCACCACACACCUGCCACGUGACCUUGGGCGAGUCAUUUCACCUCUGUGCCUCAGUGUGCCUACCUGGUAAGAGGGAGUAAUGAUAACACAAUCAUUACGUAAAGUGCUCCUGUUUAAAGCACUAUGUAACAUGCUACAUAUCAGUUAAAAGCAGUGAAAAAAAUACUAUUUUAAUUUUAAUCAAAUAAAUUGUUAAUAAGGUGAAGAAAUGCAUAUCUGAAAAGAGUACCAUCUCAUCAUAAAAAUCUUAAUUUUUUUAACUGACAAGAAAGCAAAAUGAUUGUUAAAAUUUCAGUAGACAUACUUGUUCAUUUUGGAUAUUAGUGUUUGGACUACAUGUGAUAGUUCACAUUACUAUAACAUUUAUAUAAUGGUUUGAUAAGAUAUACUAUGGUAUCGUCUUGUUGAGAUGAUCUGUUAGUAUCACGCACUUAACGAUACAUUCUCUUGACUCUGCCAAAGAGAUUGGUUUUGAAUUUAAAGGUAAAUAUAACUUAGCACUUCACAGCUCUUCCGUGAUUUGUUUCUUUAAAAAUAUUUAUCUUUCAUCUCUCCCUACCCAAAUCGCGUAGUAGAAAACCUGCCUGCUUUUCCCAAUAAAAUGUUGAAGAGAUGGUUUAUUUUCCAUAUAACAGUAUAUGCUUCUGUAAUAUUUCUUGAAAAAACCCAACCUAUCCUUUUGCACUAAAUAUUUUUGAAAAUUUUGAAGCAGUUUUAAAUAAUUUAUGAAAAAGAGCCAUAUUAUCAAUUUUAUCUUUAAAACAAUUCCUAAACUUGCAUGAUUGCAUCACUCAUUUGUUCUGAAAUAAAAACUGUUAGUGAAUCAAAAUCUAACAUGGAACAUUAAACAACAUGAGUAAUUCUACAUCUACUCCGCAGUAUAUACAAAACAGUGAAGGUCACUUUACUGUCAAGAUAAAGGUCGACUUAUUGCAUACUCUGAAUGUAACUGUGCAGUCACUGGGCCUGCUCCUAGGAAGUGCUGAACAUCCGUAACUCCCACUAACAUGAGUGGCAACUCUGAAUGCUCAGCAUUUCUGAGGCUGAAAGUCAAUAAAAAGCACCAAGUAUUAUAGACUUAAAGUGCUUUGUUUGAGUUAAUAAAUGGGAGUGUAUUUAUUUUUAAACCAAAUACAGUUAGUUGUCAGUAUACAAUUUUUUGCUGUGAUAGAAUAAAUGUUUACUUAUCCUACAAAGCACAAAUAUCAUGACAGAGUUGUAACAGUGUGAUGCAGUUUCUCUGUACAGUAGUUCUUAAUGUUGCAAUUUAUUCAGAAAUAAAUUUAUGUUAUAAUGUG